GGCCGCGCUCCUGCGCCGGGGACUCGCAGCGGCGGCAGCGGGGCUUGGGAGCGCCGCGGUGGGAACAGCGGUGGCUGGCGCCGCUUCACUUCCCCCGCUCCGUUCCUUCUCCUCCGCCGUGGGUUGCGCGUCGGCGCAAGUCCCGCGCCCGGCGUUCCUCCUUCUCCUUCGGCCGCCGCGGCGCGUACUGCAGACCGCACAACGGGAGAGGGACGAUUUGACGCUGCGACCUCCCGCCCCCCCCCCCCCCCCCGUUUUGAUUUAUUUUAUUUUUUAUUUUUGUUAUCAUUAUUGUCCGCCCCUGUAUCUUUCCUUGCUCCGCUCCGUGGUCUUCGCUGGCGACAAGGACAGCAGUGCCCCUCGGGAAGCCGGAGCCCUGCGGAUGCGCCUCCCCGGGACUGGGGGAGCUGACUCGGAGUGGAUUUAUUGACUCGCGGUUGCUUCCGAGCUGCCCGAAACAGCCCGGGCUGGUGCCCGUGCGGAUUGCAAACUGCGGGGAGCAGUGAGAGACAUACAGGAGGAGCCGCCCGCCGAAGCUGUGUCCUUUUCCCCCCGACCCUUUUAUUUCUCCCGCCACCCUUUAUUUUACCUUUUUUUAAUUUAUUUUUUGUUUUACUCCUUUUCACGCGGGCCUUAGACACUGUGAACGCGUAUGGCGCUCUGGAUCCAAAUGGGAGUUGGCAGUUUGAGUGGCAUCUUCCAAGGCAAGCGGGAGACCCCCGCUAAGAGGAAGGACUGAGGCGCUUGCAUUUCUUUUUGCUAUUGCUGUUACUUCGGAGGUAGCUUGGAUCUGACCUCAGAGGAGAUAUUCCUACAUGCGAGUGGCAUACAUGACUCAGUAGAUCUGCCUGCAGCUCUUGCCAAGUGCAUCGUCGACUCUUACUGUGUGAUUUUUUUUUUAUUAUUUUUUUUUUUUUACUAUUCUUUUUUUCCCCUAUCAAUCAUCCCGGCUGUUGGGAUACCGGGCACCCACCCUGCUGUUGCUGCUCAGGUGCGUGGGAAGGCGCACGGCGGAGUUGGCGAGGCUCCGGGGAGGGACUCGGUGCCGCCUGCGACCAUGGCAGCGCGGAGGCGAGAUGCCUCCGCCUGGAAGUACUGCUGGGGAGCCGUGAUGGUUUUAUGCAGAACUGCACUGGCGCGGUCCAUCGUUUUAGACCCCAUAUAUUGGAAUUCCUCUAACCCCAAAUUCCUUCCUGGACAAGGAUUGGUACUAUAUCCACAGAUAGGAGACAAACUGGAUAUUAUAUGCCCAAAGGUGGACUCUAAAACUAUUGGCCAAUAUGAAUAUUAUAAAGUCUACAUGGUUGAUAAAGACCAAGCAGAUAGCUGUGCUAUUAAAAAGGACAAUACACCUCUACUUAACUGUGCCAAGCCAGAUCAAGAUGUUAAGUUUACCAUCAAGUUUCAAGAGUUCAGUCCUAAUCUCUGGGGCCUGGAAUUUCAGAAGAACAAAGAUUAUUACGUCAUAUCAACAUCAAAUGGGUCUUUGGAGGGCCUGGAUAACCAGGAGGGAGGGGUGUGCCAGACAAAAACCAUGAAGAUCCUCAUGAAAGUUGGACAAGAUCCCAACUCGGCAGGGCAGCCCCGGCACACGGACCCCACCAAGCGCCCCGAGCAGGAGGCUGGCACCAACGGGAAGAGUUCCACCACCAGCCCCUUUGUGAAGGACCACUCAGGAUCUAGCACAGAUGGCAGUAAGGCUGGGCAUUCCAGUAUACUGGGUUCAGAGGUGGCCUUAUUUGCAGGGAUUGCAUCAGGGUGCAUCAUUUUCAUCGUCAUCAUCAUCACUUUGGUGGUUCUUUUGUUGAAGUACCGGAGAAGACACAGGAAGCAUUCCCCGCAACACACGACAACUCUGUCACUUAGUACAUUAGCCACCCCAAAACGCAGUGGCAACAACAAUGGUUCUGAGCCCAGUGACAUUAUCAUUCCUCUAAGGACUGCAGACAGUGUCUUUUGCCCCCACUAUGAAAAGGUCAGCGGCGACUAUGGACAUCCGGUGUACAUAGUUCAAGAGAUGCCUCCUCAGAGUCCAGCAAACAUUUAUUACAAGGUCUGAGAAACACACAACCAGCUCUGUGGUACAGUUGAGUCGUAGAGGAAACUCACUGGUCAAAUGCUUUCUGUUGGGGUUUGUGAUGACGCCUUGUGUGCUAGCAUUGACUUAAGCACAGGGGGGAGAAGGCAACAGCUCUUUCUCCAGGAACCGACGCGAGCUGGACAGCUUACCUAGUCUGUAGAAUUCCUAUCUCGGUGAAUAAGUAUUCACUAAAAGCUGGAAGACUUUUAUGUAGAAGAUGCCCAUUCUGAUUGCUGUACUCUUGUUACAUUCAUCAUCCUCAAAGCCAUGUGCCGUGGGCAUUCAGGCAUGUACAAAAGCCAAGGGAAGAUGGAGCAAUCCGUGGAUGUUAAUAGCUCUAGGCAUCCUGGGAAGGUGCUCUAGGAUAUAUCAAGCUUGAAAUGCAAUCUUCUGACUUUUGUGUGUCUCUCUCAGUGCGUACUGGAUUUGUCACACAGACCUUGGUGUCUAAGUAAGACUUGUUAAAGUUCUCUUGCUUUUAGUCCGUCACUGUUCCAUUUGUUUCUGUUAUCCGGGGCUCUGCCAUCCUUCACAUAAGAUUUCCUUUCACUCCACCUCCUGAAUCACUAAUGGAACAUUAAUGUUUGGAGAUCCGCACUCCAUCCAUCUGCUACAGCAGCCUCACUCGAAUGGGUAAUGCAUUUAUAAAAAUUGUGUUUGAUAGUAAGGAGCCUUCCAGCCAAAAAGUUAGGUUGUCAACAAAGUCAAGAGCAGGACUGGGUGGUAGAGGGAAGGGCUGAUUGAAGUUGCAGUUGAACACUGCUGCCUCAAAAAUAGAAGCUGGGAAGAAAAAAAAAUGCAUUUAGGUAGCACAGCACUUUGGUAUGCUAAGUUUUAAGAGGCAAAUAGGAAACACAAUAACAUGCGCAGUGGAUUAAGGCUGCAUUUGAAGGAAUUCAUGGUUAUCAAGUACCAGUGUGCAGAAUAAAAAAGUACCUUCAAUACAGUAGAACAAAGGGGUAUUGUUAGUAAGUGAACAAGCCUGGAGAAGACAAGACAAUAGCAGGCCGCUGAGGAUGUAUUAGGGCAGGGCUGUUGUGGUACUGGCAAUAAAAUACACAGCUUUGAAGCUGUAGCAAAAACGUAGUCUGCUUUGGAUGCCUUUUAAGCAGACUCAGCUGCUAUACUAUCACAUUAUACUAAACACAGGGAAAGCAUUUAAGAAAACAGCUGAGGGCCAAGUGACCAAGAUGAUUAUAAGCCAGUGGGUCAAGUGAGCUAUAAUUCUAUCACUGAUAAAGUUGUGGGGGAAAAAAAACCAAAACAACAAACCACAGAACCUUGAUCAUCUCUAAAAGUAAGGCGGAAUGUCUUUGUGACUGACCCUUUUGGCACUUUGGCUUAUUGUAGUGCUGUCCCUGCACAGUGAGUGUAGGUACUGGCUGACACAGCAGUUCAUUGGUGCUCUGUUGCAAAGUUAAAGCACAUAUGGCAAACCUCUGGCAGUCCAUAAGAGUAAAAUAAAUUAUGACACUGAGAUGGAGAAGGAAAAUAUGUCUUAUUUAUAAUAGGUGUAUAGAACACAAGGGAUAUAAAGUGAGAGUUUUUCUUUUGUUCGUUCUUUCUUACUUUUGGUUUGGAUUUUUUUACUAAUAUAUAUUUUGAGAUUGCACAGAAUCUAUACCAGAAGAUGUGAAAUUCAUUUGCGGCAAUUGCAUAGUCUUAACUUGUCAUCAUUUUCCACAUAUGUGUGUGUGUGUCUGUGUAUAUACACACACAUAUAAGUCUAUAUAUGCAUAUGUAUGUAUAUAUAUGUAUGCAUAUGCACACAUUAUUUUUUUUUAAAUAAAAUACUUCUGGAAAACAAAAAUCAGCUAUCCCAACACCACCAGUGGGAGCGUAGUUAAAAAAAAAAAUUCCAAAGCAUCUUGUAAGAGAAAAGUAGAAAAUAUAAGGUCCAAAAAUAUCAGGAAUUCAGUGUUACUGCAUCACAUAUUUAGCAGCAACAAGAUGUGCCGGCAUUUAUUUUCUGUGUUGUGUUUUCCCUUGCCUUACAGGCUGAUGUGUUCUGUAGAUUUUGUUGAGGUUCGUAGAGAGGGGUUUCAGGUUAAAGUUUUCUCUUUAGCAUGGCUAUUCCCCUAAAGCUCCCACCCUAGGGAGGAAAUAAAAAAAAAAAAAAACUCUACUUUUAUAUGUGCUAUGCAAAUAGACAUUUCUAACAUAGUCAUGUUACUAUGGUAACACUUUGCUUUCUGAUUUGGAAAGAAAAUGUAGCAACAGCAUUUUAGGGUUCUCAGACCUCCGGUGAGCACCUGCAAGGAAAAAAAAAAAAAAAAAAAAAAACAAAAAAGGAAAAAAAAAUAAAGAAAAGAAAAAGAUCUGUCAUAGAAAUUAUCACUCUUUGUUUUCUGAACCUGAAGAUAAUGUUGGGAUGUUGGUCCAAAAGAGAGAAACAAAAAACAAAAAAAAUUCCAACCCAUGGUUCUGUGGAAGGUUACCAUGGUGACUAACUACAGUACAUAUGUAAUUCUUUUCAACAACCCUUCUUUUCUAUGAAUCCAUCCAUACAAGGUUCUCUUGUAAGUCAUUAAGAUUUUAUUUUGGGGGAGGGGGAGGAAGGGAAAAGAUGGGUUUACUGAUCCUUAUUU
Oenanthe melanoleuca is the source of this 4668-nucleotide messenger RNA. It is a transcript of the gene EFNB2, whose product is annotated as ephrin B2. Gene Ontology annotation, molecular function: ephrin receptor binding. The transcript has 5 exons. Gene Ontology annotation, biological process: blood vessel morphogenesis; ephrin receptor signaling pathway; axon guidance. Bases 1058 to 2059 code for a protein of 333 amino acids. Gene Ontology annotation, cellular component: plasma membrane. The record is from RefSeq and is a predicted model, not a curated record. NCBI's taxonomy places the organism in Eukaryota, Metazoa, Chordata, Aves, Passeriformes, Muscicapidae.